CUGAUUUUCUCAGCAUGCAAACAAAGCUCAGAUCCAGUUAGGCAAUUACAAUUCAUCAGUCCUUGCAUCGCUGCCUCUUAUGUAGACACAUAGUUUUGAUAAUCUCCACGUGUGCCCUCAAAGAUGUCUGCUUUGGCCAUGAACAAAUUGACUCUAUUUCUGAAGUGUGUCACAAAUAUGGAGGAUGCUUCUGAACAUUUUGAAGAAGUUCUGAAGCAUGUGAAGAAAGAACAAUGGGAAAGAGCAUACAAUACAAGGACUUUUCAACUGGGUGUGCUAAGUACUAUGCCUAGAUUUCUAGUUGCAGAAGUUGCACCAGUGGUUCUAUGCUUGGAUUUCUCGUUGCAGCUGGAAAAUAUAUAAUAGAUCCAAAUCAAGCUCCAAGAAAGCAAGUAAAACCAAUUGCUCGUCUUCACGAUUCUAAAGUUCAGAUUAUUACUCAAUGAUGAUGUACAAGAUGGAGUGGUUGGGCAGCCUGGUUUGAAUUUGAAAGCAAGGAAGGAACCUGAAGCCUCAUUGACGGAAAUUUCCUUUUCUGCUUCUGCCAUUUCGACGUUAAGAUUGUUGGAUACCUACACCAAAGAUGAGAACAUUUUGGUUUCUUGACCACGAGUGGGAGUGAUGUGUUAGUC
Molecule: messenger RNA, 632 nt
Organism: Rubroshorea leprosula
Lineage: Eukaryota; Viridiplantae; Streptophyta; Magnoliopsida; Malvales; Dipterocarpaceae
Source: the annotation of a GenBank genome assembly